Pecten maximus is the source of this 4514-nucleotide messenger RNA. RefSeq names its product serine/threonine-protein phosphatase 4 catalytic subunit. Lineage: Eukaryota; Metazoa; Mollusca; Bivalvia; Pectinida; Pectinidae. Gene Ontology annotation, molecular function: protein serine/threonine phosphatase activity. Gene Ontology annotation, biological process: peptidyl-serine dephosphorylation; double-strand break repair via homologous recombination. Gene Ontology annotation, cellular component: cytoplasm; nucleus. The record is from RefSeq and is a predicted model, not a curated record. The transcript has 9 exons. The coding region runs from base 103 to 1026 and encodes 307 amino acids.
GUGGCCCGGACUCUCAUUAAUUACAAGCGAGGUGUAUCCCUUAUCAUAUUCUAGCACUGACAAUGUGAUCUACAAAAGGCGUUGCAAUAUCAAAAUUCUAGUAUGACUGAAAUCAGUGACUUGGACAGGCAAAUAGAGCAGCUAAGACGAUGUGAAAUCAUCAAAGAAAGUGAAGUAAAAUCACUAUGUGCUAAAGCCAGAGAAAUCCUGGUCGAGGAGAGUAACGUCCAGAGGGUCGACUCUCCAGUCACAGUAUGUGGCGAUAUUCAUGGCCAGUUUUAUGACCUCAAUGAAUUAUUCAAAGUUGGUGGGGAUGUCCCAGACACAAAUUACCUGUUUAUGGGUGAUUUUGUGGACAGAGGAUUCUACAGUGUGGAGACAUUUCUUUUACUUCUAGCAUUAAAGGUACGCUAUCCAGACCGAAUAACUUUGAUCCGUGGGAAUCAUGAGAGUCGACAAAUCACACAGGUGUAUGGAUUCUAUGAUGAGUGUUUAAGGAAAUACGGCUCAAUCACUGUGUGGAGAUACUGUACAGAGAUCUUUGAUUAUCUAAGCUUAUCAGCAAUAAUAGAUGGAAAGAUAUUCUGUGUACACGGCGGUUUGUCACCAUCUAUCCAAACUCUUGACCAAAUACGAUCAAUAGACAGGAAACAGGAAGUUCCUCAUGAUGGACCCAUGUGUGACCUACUAUGGUCCGAUCCUGAAGAUAUGCAAGGUUGGGGAGUUAGUCCUAGAGGAGCUGGUUACCUGUUUGGAUCAGAUGUUGUGGCACAAUUCAAUGCUGCGAAUGACAUUGACCUCAUAUGUCGGGCUCAUCAAUUAGUAAUGGAAGGCUAUAAAUGGCACUUCAAUGAAACAGUUCUUACAGUAUGGUCUGCGCCAAAUUAUUGUUAUAGGUGUGGUAAUGUAGCAGCAAUAUUAGAAUUAGAUGAACAUUUGCAAAGAGAUUUCACAAUAUUUGAAGCAGCGCCACAAGAAUCAAGGGGUAUUCCAUCCAAAAAGCCACAACCAGACUACUUCUUAUGAGGACAUUAGGACUAGAUUUUACAGUAAUAAGGGGCCACAAACUGUCACAGACACAGAGAUAUGGAUGUUUACCUAGCUAAGAAAGUGAAUUUUAAUAAACAGAAGAGAAAAAAUCCUAUUUUGGAAAGACAGAUUUUUCAAAAUCAUACAAUUUGUGUGACUUGUUAAAAAUGUAAUGUGUAAUGAAAUUCAGUAACUUGAGGGGAAAAAUGAUGUAUGCUGUUCUCCAGGAGCAUGAAUCAUCCUAAGAAUGGAGCAGUUUGUGAACUGUUGUACUUGACCGAGUGAUAUGUAUAUCUCCCAAUGUCAAAACCACUUCAGUGCAGGUCUGAUUCAUUUAGGGAUUAGUAGAGAAACCAUAGGCUCCUGACUAAUAAUAAGAUAAUGUAAAUAUUACAGUUUUGUAUACAUAAUAUUCAACCUAUUUUCUUAUGUGUCAGGAACCCACUCAUAAACUGAUUUAGUUUUCAGGAGACCAGUUCUCUCAUGGUACUCUUACUAUUGUGUGGAAUAGAUGUGUACAGAGUACAUACCUAUUUAUUGUAAUGACCGGAGAUCACAGCAUUAUUUGUUAAAUAAAUAUGUAAAUAACUGAAAAAGAUUGUCUCAAUUGCAAUUUGGAAAUAACUAUUGUGAGGCUACAAAACAUACUGUUCAGUUAUUCAGUAUUUAAGAGAUGGGAAUCCUUGUUCGUUCUUGUGAUUUUCAUGCUUUUAAAGUGUGUUUUUUUUCUACUGAAAUAGGAAAUCUAUUAUCAAAUUUUAAUUUCAUCUCAAAGCAUCCCUUUCUAUUAGUAGCUGUUAUCAACUAGUUCCUAAGUCAUCACUAGAUUUAGUGUUAUCACAAACCUGUAUGGUUAACUUAUGUGGACAAACCAAUCAACUCUAUUUGAAUUUAAUGUCCAAGACAUAAAUCUUGAUGGCAUGCAGGCAUUGAUACAGGCCUUGAACAUUUUCUUUAAUGUUCAUCUGUUUAUAUGUAUCAUUCUUUUGCAUAAACAUGACCUCUUGUUUCAUACCAAGUUUGACUGAUUGAAAAUAAAAAAUCUUGUUGAAAUCAAAAUAAGAUUAAUAGGCCCAUCCAUAUUUCAUAAACAAACAACUCUGGUCAAACCAAACUGUUUUUGAUCACAAUGUAAGGAUCUCUUUGCCCUGACAUUGAUAAAGCAGUACUUUCCUGACCAAAGUUAUUGCAGUGUAUUACUACAUAAUGAAAAGGUCAUAUAUAGUCCAGUCUCAUUUUCUAGCCUCAAAUAAUCUGGUUGUCGUCUUCAUUAUAGGGGAUUAAUUAGUAACCUCUCAAUGAAUUUCAGUAGGUGGGGAUUGAAGUGCCUGGAUUAUCAAAUAUCUAAAAUAAAAUUGAAGAAAGUCUGAUACAGUUCGGACUUAAACCAGUGCUAUCUUGAUGUAUUGAGGGUGAUAAAUUAUAUCUCAAGCAAAAAUACUCAUGAAAAAAAUUACAUAUUGAUAAAAAAAAGAGAGGAGUUUUUGAUAGAAAUUUGAUAUUUUGCAAGUAUUUAAAUUGAAAAGGAAUCCUUUCAGUCGAAAUAGAACAAGCAUUUCUGUUCCUUCAGAUUAAUGAGUGCUAGAGUUAUUAUUUUUUAGAUCCAUAUGAUUUUAUGAGCUUUAAUCAACAGGGUAUCUUAAUUUUCUGGCACUAUCAGAAAUUGUGCAAUUUUCACUAAAUUGGGAAGAAGUUAAUUUUCAAACCUAACUUUCGUUGCCAGUAAAUUUGAUAUUUGCACAUAUUAUUGUGUGCAAUGGCCUAUUUUGUAAUGAAUUGAAAAUCAAACAUUUGAUAAUUGAUUGCUCUCAUGAUCAGUUGAAAUAAAAAAAAUUGUAAAUCCAUGACUGAAGAAUGGAUUUAUGCCUGUACAGUGUAUAGUCAACUACAUUGUAUCUAACUUUAUCGUAAUCAUGAUGUUAGAUGUAUGGUAUGUAUUGUACAGUUGGGUUUAGACUGUUGUUCUUUGUAGAUAUGAAUGUUUGUACAGGAAAACCACUACCCAUGUACAAUUGGUUCCAAAGGUGGGAUGUUUUAUAAGUUUUUUGACAUCAGGUUCUCGAUAGAAAUGACUAAGAUAUGUCUAGUACAGCACAGUACUUUAUAUUUAAAAAAAAAUGCAACCAACAUUUGCUAGUGUUUUGGGAGUAAAUUAAACACUAAGCUUUCAGUGAUGUAAGUGAGGAUAACAAUAAUCUUGUGUCUCACUUGGAAAGUCAACGACUCCAAAGGGAAUCACUGUUUACAUGCUACCAUAAACAUAGCGUUUUGAAUUAUCUAGUGUUCAAUUUUAUCUUUCUCAUUGCAAUGUAUCUUGUACUUUAAAGAUCGCCAUUGAUCUGACAGGUAUUUUACAGGUGAUUUUGUUAACACUUUUAGAUUAAAAGUAAAUGUCUCUGUAAGGUAGCAUAUAUGUGUAUACAAAAGCAUUCAUACAGCUAUUGUCUGGAUCACAGUUCCUUGGUUCUUCCCUUCAUAGAUAUCAAACAUUUCUGGGUACUGUAUUGUAACUGUUAGUACAUGGACUACAUGUAUGGGUCUCCUAUCUAACUUCCCUUUAUUUAUUACUGUCAAUGAAAUGUCUGGAAAGAAAAAAAUGUUAAUAUUCACAGCAGAAGUAAAUGGUGAUCUCAUGCAAUAUGAUUCUCACCAGUCUUGCCCUUCUCAUAUGUAGUUGAUAAAUUUGGAAUAGUUUUUAUUCUUAUCUAAGAAGAAAGAUUGUAAUCAAUGUCAAGAUAGCAAUAAUAUAAAACAUUACAGACAGCAUGUGAUGGUCAGUUCAAGGAACUAUGUGAACCAUGUCUUAAGGUGAUUCAUCUAACUCAAAUUUACCCAUUCUUAAGCCAUAACUCUGUUGUGUUCCAGUGAAUUAUCUUCAGUCUUGGUUGUAUUUUAUUUUCAUUUUGAUGUGAUUAUUUUUAACAGGUUCAUGUCUUUUUCCAUCGAUUACCAGUCCUUUUAUACCUACCGCCUAUCAGUCAUUUUAUCUUGCCUGUCUGUCAUCUUCAUGUGUUGUUCUUACAUUGGAGAGGAAAUCUGUGUAUACAUAUUUGUAAAUGUGUAGAUAAAAUGAGAUUUGCAAGAGAAUUCAUGUUAAAAUCACUUGCUAAUUCUAUAGUGAAGAAAUGUACAUUGCUGAAUUUUCAAAAAAGGGUACAAUGAAUUGUGUAAAACAUUUUAGUCUGCAGACCUUUUUCUUGAGUGGUGAUGAUGAGCAUAUUUAUAAUCAUCAUGAUUUGCCCUUUGAACAUGUGUACAGAUACACUUUAUUCAUUUCAUGUACAGUUAAAUCAUUAUGUCUUAAAUGUUAUACUGAGGUAUUCAAUGCUAUGGGAACACCUUGGUUAUUUGACUCUGAAGUGAUUACUUGUUAAAACACUUCAAAUACAUCACCAAGUGGUAGCUCUCAUUUCUUUAUAAUUUCCCCCUCACAAUAUUUGUCGUUUUUAAAAUAAAUUAUUUUUGAAAAAAAAAACCCAAAUAAG